Saprolegnia parasitica CBS 223.65 is the source of this 1993-nucleotide messenger RNA. RefSeq lists its product as hypothetical. Gene Ontology annotation, biological process: lipid metabolic process. Gene Ontology annotation, molecular function: phosphoric diester hydrolase activity. The record is from RefSeq and is a predicted model, not a curated record. The transcript has a single exon. NCBI's taxonomy places the organism in Eukaryota, Oomycota, Saprolegniomycetes, Saprolegniales, Saprolegniaceae. The coding region runs from base 36 to 1904 and encodes 622 amino acids.
CAAGAUGCUCAGUGUCAAUAAGAACUGCGCACAGAAUGAAGUUUGGCAAGCGCAUGCGGUACUUGGCGGCGCCCGAGUGGGAAGGCGGGUACGUCGACUACAAGGGCCUCAAGCGCACGGUCAAGUCCCUCGCCGGCUCGGACGCGGAGCGCACCGCGGGCUUCCGCAUCGCGCUCCAGCGCGAGCUCGCCAAGGUGAACGCGUCUUUCUUCUGCAUCCUCGACGACCUCGGUUCGCGCGAGACGGUAGCCCAAGGCGACAUCGAGGCGCAGCUCAUGGCGGCGCUGGACCUCUCGCACCGCGUCGACGCGCUGCGGCGCUUUGUCGUGCUCAACUACCUCGCGGUCGUCAAGAUCUCGAAAAAGUUUGACAAGAGCAUUGCAGGCUCGAUGCAGGCUGAGAUCCUCGCGUCCGACUUGCUCUUGCAGCCGUUCUACGCAGGCAGCUACGUCGACGACCUCUACUCGCACACGGCCGCGACCACGGAUGCGCUGUUGCUGCAUCUCUUGCCAGAGGCACCUGUGGCGCACGCCGAUGCGUCGUGCCCGAUUUGCCUCUACCACCUCACGAGCCCCGUAACGCUGAGCUGCAGCCACUCGUUUUGCUGGUCGUGCUUGGCGAAAGCGGCCGAACACCACAUCCACGCGUGUCCGCUGUGCCGCCAAGUGCAGUCGAUCGACCCGCGUGACUACGAGAUCGACGGCUUGCUCCAGCGGUUCCUCAAGCGCUACGGCACCGUGACUUCGCCGCCGCCUCUCGUUGCGCGGGCGGUCGACGUCGCGACCAAGCACCUCGAGUCUACGCAGCUGCGACUCUCGCUCGCCCCGCUGAUGAGUCCGCCGCCCCUCGAGUCGAUUCCGGAGGUCGACGAGAAGCUCCUGCUCUUGCCGCGCGUCGCUUGUAUCGCACACCCGGCCACCUCGCGCUCGAUGACUGCGCUCACCAACGCCAUCGCCGCCGGAUGCCACGUCUUGUCGAUCGAUGUACAGCUGGCCGGCGACGGCUCCGUCGUCGUCUCCCACGACAAUCGCCUUAUUCUGGAGGCCAUGGACGCCGGCGGUCUGAGCGACGCGGGUGUCCUCUCUCUCCAGCACGUGCUCGGCACCAUCUCGGGCGUCGCAUUGUACCUCUGCGUGACCUCUGACGCGGUGAUAUUGCCGCUUAUGGCGCUCCUCGAGGCGGUCUGCGCGGACGAGCGGUCGUGGUGGUCGGGUCCGCGCUUCUACAUUGCGUCGGGCAACCACUACCAGCUGCUCGCGAUCAACGGGCACCGGGGCGCGGCCCCCGCGCUGCACGGCCUCCACACGGUGGCCAUCACGCACUCGAUUCCUCUCGGGUACUGCAAGAGCUUUGAGGCGCUGCGCGUGUCGCACGUGUACGUUGACGCAGGCGUCGUCACGCGGCCGUUCGUGCAUGACGCGCACAGCCGCGGGCUGCACGUCUUUGUGGGGCUCGUCAACCACGAGAAUGUCGCGUGGAAGGUGCUCGAGGACAUUGGCGGCGUCGACGGCAUCGCGACGCACGACCCGAGCAUGCUCGUGUCGACGCUGCUGCAUCACGCGCUGCAGGCGCCCCCGCCGCCGCCACCCGUCGCGGCGGCGGCGAGCGAAACGUACUCGGCGGGUGACCCGGUCGAGAUCGUCGGCCUCUACGACACCGCCAAGUGGUACCCCGGUGUCAUCCUUGGUGCGCGGGCGACGGACGCAGGCACAACUUACGCGGUGCUGUGGUGGAUGAGCGACAACUCGCAGCGCCGCGCGACCAAAGUCCUGAGCCACCAGCUGCGCCGGCCAGUGCCGCAGUACGAGGAGAGCUACUUUGGCUACGGCAUUGACGUCGCGUUCGGCGCACUCAAGACGGCGCUCGGGUGGGCCAAAGCUCCGUUUCGAUCGCCGAGCGACUAAGAACUGGGUGGUCGAUCGACUCUGCAUGACAAACUAACCGUGAACUGUGCUGCAUUUUGGUGUUGAAGGUCAUGCCACGUCCGUACCCC